Messenger RNA from Cariama cristata (Red-legged seriema), 1328 nucleotides. RefSeq names its product neuralized E3 ubiquitin protein ligase 1 (gene NEURL1). Gene Ontology annotation, biological process: negative regulation of Notch signaling pathway; nervous system development. Gene Ontology annotation, molecular function: ubiquitin protein ligase activity. The transcript is spliced from 3 exons. The annotation marks the transcript as partial. Gene Ontology annotation, cellular component: postsynaptic density; plasma membrane. Lineage: Eukaryota; Metazoa; Chordata; Aves; Cariamiformes; Cariamidae. The record is from RefSeq and is a predicted model, not a curated record.
ACAGUGAGAUCAUUCCUCCCGACUGCCUGCGGCCCCGCUCCUUCACCGCCAUCCGCCGGCCCUCGCUGCGGCGGGAGACAGAGGACACGCGCCUCUCGGUCAGCCUGUGUGACCUCAACUUGCAGGAGGAGACCUUCCAUGUGACAGCCACCACGUGUCCCAUCCCGCAGAACUCCCUCAACUCCCAGCACUCCCACCUCCUCCCCUCCCAGCUGGAGAGCGACCUCCGCUUCCACCACCUCCGGGGACCCCAUGUCAAAAUCCUCGAUGACCAAACCGUGGCCCGUCUGGAGCACGUCCGGGAGGAGAGGACUUUGGUUUUCACCAGCAGACCCCUUCGGAUCAACGAAACCAUUUUCGUCAAAAUCAACAAGUCCAACGCUGUGCGCACGGGGACGCUGUCCUACGGGGUGACGUCCUGCGACCCCAGCACCUUGCGCCCCAGCGAUCUCCCCUAUAACCCUGAGUCCUUGGUCGACCGAAAGGAGUUCUGGGCCAUCUGCCGAGUCGUAGUGCCCCUCCAGAGCGGAGACAUCCUGGGAUUUAUGGUGAAUUCGGAUGGUGAGCUGCACUUGAGUCACAACGGUGCUGGCACUGGCAUGCAGGUCUGCGUGGACUGUUCCCAGCCCCUCUGGAUGUUCUUCGUUUUACACGGUGCCGUCAUGCAAAUUCGAUUGUUGGGUUCCACCAUAUUAGCAGAGCGGCUGGGACUCUCCACACCAAGCUCGCCCACAUCUACACCCAAUUCCCCCACCGUCCUCUGCAGUGGCAUUUCUGACCCCAUAUUGUCUACAUGUGGCUCUGGCCCCCUCUGCAGCUCUAUCGGUGGCACAGCUCCCAACUCUCCAAUCAGCUUGCCUGAGUCACCCAUCUCCCCGUCCGUCUCAGGGCCCUGGGGAGAUGAAUGCACCAUCUGCUAUGAGAACAUGGUAGACACGGUCAUUUACUCCUGUGGACACAUGUGUCUCUGCUAUUCAUGUGGGUUGAAGCUCAAGAAGAUGGCCAACGCUUGCUGCCCCAUCUGCAGACGAGCCAUCAAAGAUAUCAUCAAAACAUACCGCAGCACUUAGAGGAGCAGCAGAUGCUGUGGUGGGGACUGGGCAGGUGGGGAGGAGGCUGUGAAACAACACAGGUCUUGGUCUCUAUUCAUCACCCAGGAGAUUCAAAAACCAUCACCCACCACCACUCUGAUCCCCUCUUCCACAGACAACAGGUGAGACAAGCUUAGACACUGCUCUUCUACUCUCCAAGCAAGCCCUGGAGCUGAAUUCCAGUGUGUCAGGGAAGUUGUGAUGGACUACUCUCCCUUGUGGAUUUUAAACUUUGUC